AUGAACAUCACUAGAGAUCAGCAAUAUACUGAGUCAGAGCAUGAUAGAAGCUAGACUACUUUAGCCGAGUCAUACUAAGAAGUUGAAUAAAUGAUUGAUUCCUAGGUAGACCCAGAACUUAAAGCAUUAAUGGAGCAGCUAUAUCAGCAGAGACAAAUGCUGAUGGAUCUUUAAACUGAGUUAGAUGAAUAGGUUGAUGUGCAACAAAAUAACGCUUAAGCGUUUGAGCAACAACUAAAUGACCACAUAGAGGACGUUAUUAAAUAGCCAUCAGUUGAUGUGAUCCAAAGUGUCAAUGAAAUGGUAGAUUCAUUUUAGCAAGAGUCAGUAGACAUUGAUAAGUUAAUUGAGGAAGAGAGAUAAAAGAGAGCCAAGAUAGCAGAGGAAGUAGAGAAAGUGCAAAACGAGUUACUUGAUAUGUGCAAUCAGGCAGAGAUGACUUAGAUUAAAGAAGAUAUUAAAAAAACUAGAGAGGAAAGAGACAAUCUUAAGCAAGUGAGAGACUAAUUAGUUGUGGAUUUGAAAAAAUAGCAGUUGCUUUCACCGCAUGAUAGUUAUAUCACAGAGCAAGAUGAUGAAGAUGACAGUGAAAGUAUACAAUCUAAUGUAAAAUAAUGA
Stylonychia lemnae is the source of this 618-nucleotide messenger RNA. NCBI's taxonomy places the organism in Eukaryota, Ciliophora, Spirotrichea, Sporadotrichida, Oxytrichidae. The record is from the annotation of a GenBank genome assembly.